GGCGCCGUGCCGUGCUAGCAACAACCGGGUAAUGUGGAGCUGACUUCCCUACAAAACCACCAUAUUAAUAAAAAAAAAAAUUAGACCGCUUCACGCGUUUUGUUCAUAGCUGUACCUGAGCCAACAUGCCUCCGAAGAAACCCGUCCCGCCCACGGGAAAUAAAAAAACUCAGGAGAAGAAAAAGGAAAAGAUCAUUGAGGAUAAGACAUUUGGUUUGAAGAACAAAAAAGGGGCCAAGCAGCAGAAGUACAUCAAGAAUGUUACUCAGCAAGUCAAAUAUGGACAACAAAGUGCCAGACAGAUUGCCCAGGCAGAGGCAGACAAGGCCAAUAAGAAGGCUGAUAAGAAGAAAGAGCUGGAUGAACUCAAUGAGCUUUUUAAACCUGUAGUUGCUGCUCAGAAAGUCAGCAAAGGCGUUGAUCCAAAGUCAGUGCUGUGUGCGUUCUUUAAGCAGGGCCAGUGUACUAAAGGAGACAAGUGCAAGUUCAGCCAUGAUCUAUCCAUGGAGAGGAAAUGUGAGAAGAAGAGCGUCUAUGUGGAUGAAAGAGAUGAAGACCUGGAGAAAGACACUAUGGAGAACUGGGAUGAGAAGAAACUAGAGGAAGUCGUCAACAAAAAACACGGAGAGGCUGAGAAGAAGAAAGCCAAAACACAAAUUGUGUGUAAGUACUUCUUGGAGGCCAUAGAGAACAACAAGUACGGCUGGUUCUGGGUAUGCCCAGCAGGGGGCGACAGUUGCAUGUACCGGCAUGCUCUGCCUCCCGGUUUUGUACUGAAAAAAGACAAAAAGAAGGAGGAGAUCGAGGAAGAGAUCUCGUUGGAGGAACUGAUAGAGAGCGAGCGUGCGGCUCUGGGUUCAAACGUCACUCGGAUCACUCUGGAGACUUUCCUGGCUUGGAAGAAAAGGAAAAGGCAGGAGAAGGUGGACAAAGCAAGGGAGGAGAUGGAGAAGAAGAAAGCUGACUUUAAGGCUGGCAAAUCGCUAGUGAUAAGCGGCCGUGAGGUGUUCGAGUUCCGGCCAGAGCUGGUCGAUGAUGACGACGCUGAAGCCGACGACACUAGAUACGCCAAUGAAGAGGAUGAAGAUGAGGAGGAAGAGAUUGAUACUACAGACAUCCAGGACAUAGACUUAUCCCGUUUUGUUCCACAAGAGGUCGAUAACACAGGCAUUACUGUAGCAUCCACGGACCGGUUCACCUCUAGGAAUAAGACGGAGAUGACGCUAUCAGACAACGAGGAACAGCUCAAUGGAGCCUGUGGCGGCGCCGAUGCCAACGGGCUUUCGGGGGCAGAGGGAGGCGGGGAGGAUGGAGGAGGGGAGGAUGAAGAAGAAGAGGAGGAGGAGGAGGAGGAGGAGGAGGAAGUACCGGUUGAUGAAAACCUGUUCACAGGAGAAGAUCUGGAGGAGCUCGAUGAGGAACUCAACACACUGGUGCUGGAAGACUGAGGAUGAGGAGGGGGGGGCAGGAGGUAGAAGUCAGGAUGGACUAAGCGACAAAGGGAUGGACUGAUGGAUGCAUGGAGCUAAACAUCAAAGAGACCAGACGUUUGAAUGAUUUUAAGUUUCAGAGACUCGAGUAAUAAAGCCUGAUUAUAUCAUGACAUCACUGCCUGUCUCUGCCCUCUCUGUUUUCACCUCGCAUCAUUCAGUCCUCUGGGUGUCCAAAUUUCCACAGCAGGGCCAACUUCACGUCUCCACUGAAGGACAACUCGACUGUGGUUGUGCACUUUUUGUUGCUCGACAAACUUGCUGGCAUACACUGACAUUUUUGAUAAAUUAGGCCUCAAAUGUUUCUCUCCUUGAUCAGUGAAAUAUUGAGUAUAUUGAUUUGAGGAGUGUAUUGGAUUUAAAAUGAAAGAGCUGUACCUGUUAGACUGUGUUAUGAAGACAGACUUCAGCGGCUCAGAUCAUUUUUCAGAGCCGAGUUACACAAAUUGGAAGGUGAACAGAAGCAAUUCAGCUGCUCUCAUGCCAAAAAGCUUUAGUUUGAAGAUGCACUUUCAUUAAGUAGAGAUUGUUUUCCCUUCAACAGAUCCAUUAUUUCUUUUAGCUGAAGUCUCAGCUCUGCUGAAAAAUCUAUUUUGUUUCUUGUAUAAUUUUUCGAAGGAAAAGUCCAGACCUAGCUUCUUAAAUGUCAGACCCCCGAUCUAUGAAACCGGCUGUGUGCCCAGUGCCAGCCUGGUAUUGUAAAUAAUGUUCUCAUGAGUUGCCUCCUAAUUAAAUAAAAUUGCUGUACAUCCA
Archocentrus centrarchus (flier cichlid) is the source of this 2243-nucleotide messenger RNA. RefSeq names its product zinc finger CCCH-type containing 15 (gene zc3h15). Gene Ontology annotation, biological process: cytoplasmic translation. The transcript has 11 exons. The record is from RefSeq and is a predicted model, not a curated record. Gene Ontology annotation, cellular component: cytosol. Bases 126 to 1448 code for a protein of 440 amino acids. Gene Ontology annotation, molecular function: metal ion binding; mRNA binding. Lineage: Eukaryota; Metazoa; Chordata; Actinopteri; Cichliformes; Cichlidae.